AUGCUCUUGCUCCUGUUUUGGGGGUGGAGAGCUGUGAUAAAUUGAAUAGAUGAGGAACAAUACCAGAAAUUUGAUAUCCAAGUUGUCUGCAAACAACUUGGGCAUCCGAGGAGCUCCAUCCAUCAUCACACACAGUUCCCCAUCUACCACUGAGGCACACUUCCACUCUACCCUCAUUAUGAGUCCCUCCAUUUGCUACAUCAUCCAGCAGUAUAGGCACUACUGAUGUGGCAGUACUGAAGA
This is a messenger RNA of Geodia barretti, 243 nucleotides long. The record is from the annotation of a GenBank genome assembly. Lineage: Eukaryota; Metazoa; Porifera; Demospongiae; Tetractinellida; Geodiidae.